AUGCACGUGGUCGACCCGACGCGGUUCCCGCUGGCCACGGACGCGCAGUACACGCCUUCGCCGCACACGCUGGCGGACGCGCGGGCCUUCUACGCGCGGUUCCACUGGCCCAUUGAGAACAUGGUGCUGGUGCAGCCGUCCAUCUAUGGCGCCGACAAUUCAUGUAUGUUGGAGGCUCUACGUGAGCUGACGCCGCGGCAUGGUCGUGCCGUUGUCGGGCUGGACCUGGAUCUGGCCGGAGCCACCACCACCACCACCACCAAGGGCAAGUCCAAGUCCAAGGACAAAGAUAGAUAUAUCGACACACUAUAUGAAUGGCACGAUCUGGGCGUGCGCGGCGCACGCGUCAACCUGGUCUCGGUCGGCCGCGACCUCUCUGAGGCAGAGUUGUGCGCCGAACUGGAGACCUACGCCACCUUGCUCCGCCCGCUCGACUGGGUGUUGCAGCUGUUCAUCCCCAUGAGACUGGCCGUGGCGCUGGAGAGCAUCGUGCCCGACCUGGGCGUGAGAGUCUGUAUCGACCAUUUCGGCUGGCCGGCUCUGCCGAAAUCCGAACCUUACGAUCCGUCCACCCCGACCGACCCCUACGCCCUGACUGGGUUUAGGUCGCUGGUCAAUCUACUGAAGAAAGGCCAAGGCCAAGGAAACGGCAAUGGUAACGGCAAAGGCCAAGGCAACGACAACGGCAGUAGUAAUGGCAAAGGAAACGGUAAGGGGCAGACCUGGGUCAAGCUGUCCGCGCCGUACAGACUGGCUCGCGACCCAGACAUGCGCGAUCUCGACCCCAUUGGGAGAGAAUUGGUUUUCCAGGCCCCGGAUCGCAUCGUCUAUGCCACUGACUGGCCGCAUACUAGGUUCGACAAUGUCGACCCCGUCCCCUUUGUCGAGAAGUGCUUCGAAUGGUGUGGAGGCGAUCCAGUUCUGAUUGAGAAACUCUUCAGAACGAAUGCCGAACAGCUGUGGGACAUCCCUGGUCGGAAAGUCACGAAGUCACCUCAGAUUGAAACGACGUAG
Molecule: messenger RNA, 1014 nt
Organism: Capronia epimyces CBS 606.96
Lineage: Eukaryota; Fungi; Ascomycota; Eurotiomycetes; Chaetothyriales; Herpotrichiellaceae
Exons: 1
Coding region: 1-1014 (337 amino acids)
Molecular function (GO): hydrolase activity
Source: RefSeq, a predicted model, not a curated record